AUGGCCUCUCAAGCAAGUACUGAUCAGUUUCUCUGCGAAGACUGUCAAGGUAUUCGCUUAGAUGACAGCGUUCUUGAUGGCUUUGUAGGCGUGUCAGAAGACGGCCAUCUAGUGCUUGAGUUCGAGUCGGGGAGAGAACUCAAAAGAGUCGAAGUAGCAUAUUAUGAAGAUCUACUCCCGGAUCUCCCGGGCCUUUUACAAUCCCACCAGGUUUCGCAGUGCGCAUUUUGUCGCUAUCUCCGGGAAGCAAUUAUUCGCGCCAACAUCGAAGUGGGAUCACAAGAGAUUUCAAUAAGCGUACAAUACAGGUGGUUUACAGAACGGGAUGAAGAGAAUCUGGCCUGUCUGGCUGUGACUUUGACAAGCGCCGAAGGACCUUGGGAAAAAUAUCUCUUCUUCAAGGUCGAGUCAAAUGAAGAACCUGAAGUCUGGUGCCCAGAGAAUAUUGAAUGGGUUCAAGGCCUGCUGGAGACUACGGGUCAUGUGGUCAAUUCAUCGACAGUCCCAAAAGGUCCUCCAACCCGGUUGAUUGACGUAGGAGAGACCUGGACGUGCAGUCCCCGGAUAGUACAUACCGCAGAUCUAGGAGAACAACAUGUCAGAUACUGCGCUCUCAGCUAUUGCUGGGGGAGUGCGAAAGGUGAUGAGACGCAGCUCAAGACGACAAAAGAGUCAAUAUCGGAGUUUUGCCUAGGCAUCCCAGAGUCGAGGAUGACACAGGUUAUGAAAGAUACUAUGAAAGUUUGCCGAACCCUGAACGUUCGAUAUAUGUGGAUUGAUGCCCUUUGCAUAAUCCAAGGCGACAAAGACGACUGGGAAAGGGAGAGCGCUAUGAUGAAUGAUGUGUAUAGCAACGCCUAUCUGACACUCUGCACUCUCUCAUCCAGCUCUGCCUACCAGACCUUUCUGGACCGGGGUUCCCAUAUUUUAGAGUUGAACUUUGAGUCUAAGACUGAGACAUCUAUACACGGCAAAUUUCAGCUGAGUAUGCGCGGAAAUAUCGUUGAAAAUAUGGAUAUGGACUUUUUCAUGUCUGAUCCUGCAGUGGAUCUAAGAUGCGUCUGGUACAGACGAGGUUGGACAUUCCAAGAGAACUUGUUGGCUCCCCGGAAACUGCUUUUCGGGAGGUCGAUGUUAUACUUUCAGCACGAGCUAUGCAUCUACCGGGAGGAUGGAGCAAAGAUGACCGAUUGGGCCUAUGGCUCUCUUUCAAAUCUAGUGACCAAUAACCCAGAGUCUGAUUAUCAGGAGUGGAACGAGUUGCUUCAUCAAUAUGGCAUGCGGGAGUUCACAAGCCGAGCAGAUGUUCUGCCUGCGAUAUCAGGCCUUGCGAGGGUAUUUGGCAGAGCAAGACAAGACACCUAUCUCGCCGGACUAUGGAGAAAAGAUAUUUUGAGGGGUGUGUUAUGGGAUACAUUGAGGAAGGAAAUGGAUAAAGCGGCCCUUCUACGAAAGUUGGCUUCCCCGGAGAUUUACAUUGCUCCAUCGUGGAGUAAUUUACGCAGUCAUUUGCCCACGGCACAAGGGAUAGGAGCGUGGAAUUUUCCCUAUCAAGAUACCCACGUCAUCAGCGAGGUAGCAAAUUUGAAGGUCUCGACAUGCCCCGAUGGUUUGGAUCGAUAUGGAAGGAUAAAAUCCGGAGUACUGCGGAUGUUUGCACGGCUGAAACCCGUAGUCGAGUCUAGGUUUCUCUCAUCGCCACACAAGGGUCAACUGUGGAUUACAUAUAACGAGGAAGCUUAUUGCGCGACUUGCAAUCUCGACUAUAGAGGCCAGCGUCCUGUCAUACCAGGCGACGGAACGGCCUUGCUCCUCUUGUCGAGCGCAUGCUGCGAUGAUGAACAGCCCUAUCGGUUUCUUUAUCUCAGCAAGACAGAAAUGGUCUCACAAUUAGCUAAUGCUGGUUAUGCUGACAAUUAUCAUGGCUGCCUUCGCGGUCUGGGCAAAGAACAAAGGGAGAGCAUUGGAUUGCAUGACAUCCUUGAUGAAUCCGACAGCCAUUUGACGAAGUAUCGAGGGGCCAAUCCUAUUACGUCUGUCGCAAUUCUCACGAUCAGUGCCGCGCCUGUCAUCACUGCAAGCGCUGCUGUACCCAACCAAGACGAGGGGUCAACACUCAUGCAUGGGGUCUGA
Clonostachys rhizophaga is the source of this 2133-nucleotide messenger RNA. NCBI's taxonomy places the organism in Eukaryota, Fungi, Ascomycota, Sordariomycetes, Hypocreales, Bionectriaceae. The record is from the annotation of a GenBank genome assembly.